Molecule: messenger RNA, 483 nt
Organism: Cooperia oncophora
Lineage: Eukaryota; Metazoa; Nematoda; Chromadorea; Rhabditida; Trichostrongylidae
Source: the annotation of a GenBank genome assembly
CUUGUUACUCGACGUCAUAAAAAUUCUGCUGCUGAAAUCGCCGCUGCUUUUAAGUACUUGGCUGCACAAAAUACAGUAUUUCGAUUAACGGAAAGCGUCUUUUCACCCACUACAGAAGUACUGCAAGAUCCAAAGAACGAUGUAAAAACUUCACUCAAGGUCUGCCUUUCCACAUUUUCGGCUAACGACGUUCAAAAUGCGGUUACAGUCACGUUAGACACACUGAAGCUGGGAUCAUUGUCGCAGCUCAUCGUAUCUUUCCCUUAUGACGAAUCUACGGAUUUAUCCGACAACGAGUGGCUGGAAAAAGUUCGUCCUGUCUGGGAAGCUGUGGAGAGUCUUGUGGACAAGGAUUUGGUUCAUUCAGUGGGAGUAUCUGAUCUAGACGUUGACCGGUUACGAUUACUAUGUGAAGAAGCGAAGGAGCACAAACCCACAAUAGAUCAUUACAGUAUUGAUGGAUGUUGCACAAGCCACAAAUAG